CAACUUUGCUUAUAUCAGGAGUUCUCAAUCUUUGUGCUGUAAGUUAUGAUCGAUUGACGGCUAUAGUUUUACCUCAAGAAACACGCCUGACUAAACGGGGUGUGAGAUAUGUUAUGGCAGCUACUUGGCUGAUUGGCUUUUUAGUGGCUACGCCGCUUGCAGUAUUUAGGAUUUAUAAAGAGCGACAAUGGAAGAACGUGUUAGAAACAUAUUGCAAAGAAGACCGCACGUUUCUUCCCAUAUAUUGGCAUGUUAUCAUUGCAGCUCUUGUUUGGCUACCAUUAGGCGUCAUGCUCAUCUGUUACGUGGCUAUUUUUCUUAAGUUAGAUCGCUAUGAAUCGAUGGUACUUCGAAGAGAGCAUCCUAUAACCGUGAGGCAUAAAACCCGCGUGGCAAAGAUGUUGUUCAUUGUGGUCAUAGUUUUUGAUUUGCCAUUUCCUUUUACAGCUCUCGUAUUUUAUAGAAGCCAAAAAUUAAAAAGUGACUCUCAAAUGAAUCAGGUGGAUGCAUCGUUUCAAAUUCUUUGGUUUUCAUCGCACUACUUAGUUUUUCUAAACGCUGCUCUUAAUCCCAUUAUUUAUGGCCUAACAAAUGAAAACUUCAGAAAGCGUUCAGACAAUCAGCAUUGUGCAAAUGCUUUUUCAGUGCACCAUCAGAAAAGGAAUAUAAAUUAG
Ctenocephalides felis (cat flea) is the source of this 674-nucleotide messenger RNA. RefSeq names its product neuropeptide FF receptor 2-like. Gene Ontology annotation, cellular component: membrane. NCBI's taxonomy places the organism in Eukaryota, Metazoa, Arthropoda, Insecta, Siphonaptera, Pulicidae. Gene Ontology annotation, biological process: G protein-coupled receptor signaling pathway. Gene Ontology annotation, molecular function: G protein-coupled receptor activity. The record is from RefSeq and is a predicted model, not a curated record.